This is a messenger RNA of Toxorhynchites rutilus septentrionalis, 3683 nucleotides long. RefSeq names its product polynucleotide 5'-hydroxyl-kinase NOL9. Gene Ontology annotation, biological process: cleavage in ITS2 between 5.8S rRNA and LSU-rRNA of tricistronic rRNA transcript (SSU-rRNA, 5.8S rRNA, LSU-rRNA). Gene Ontology annotation, molecular function: polynucleotide 5'-hydroxyl-kinase activity. Gene Ontology annotation, cellular component: nucleus. Lineage: Eukaryota; Metazoa; Arthropoda; Insecta; Diptera; Culicidae. The transcript has 5 exons. The record is from RefSeq and is a predicted model, not a curated record. Bases 250 to 3570 code for a protein of 1106 amino acids.
UGUGCAGAUAUUUUAAGAUGUUUUCUCGUAUUUGAAAAAAUCACCUGGCAUCCAUGUGUUCAUCGCAGGAGGCUAUUGUCAUUUUCACGUGUUGGAAAGUCAUUUCAAAAUGUUUUGAUUUCACGAGCUGUUUGGUCCAUAGCAAAAGAUAGCUCUCUUUUAAUAAUUUUCGAUUUUGAGUAGUGAACGACGUUUUACUGCUAAGAGUUUCGUCAAUGUUUUAGCUACAGGAAAUCGGAAAACUCAAGAAUGAACAAGUCGCGAAAAGAAUCUUCAUCGAGAAGCAAAAGCUUCAACGGUAAUGCUGGCAGUGGCAAUGGUUGGCAUCAGCGUGGUAGAAAGCAGGCACGAAAUUCGAACCAAAAGAAUGUGGCUGCUGGAACGCAGAAAUACGCACAGAAAGAUGAAACCACGCUGGAUCCACGAAACCUCAAAGAAGAACUGUAUUCCCCCGCGAAGCAGCAAUCGGGUAAAGUCUACGGAAAACAUUUGAAUUCCGGAAAAACUAAUGAAAACAAGCACAAACAGCAAGCUACAAAUAAUCGAGUGGUAGAGAAUGAUAGAAACGUUGAUACGGAAGCUCCAAAGUAUACAUCGAAAAAGACUAUUGUUAAAAAAGUAUCACCGUCAUCGAAGCAGGUGUCCAAAUCGAGAAUGGACAAGCAGAAUGUUACUAAAAGUCAGAUUCCAGAAAACAUGAAAGCUAAUAAAGAACUGCCUAAACAAGAACAGAAAACAUCCAAAAAUGUGCCAUACCCAGGUCAGAAACGUAAAAUUCGUGCUGGGGGUUCAGAAAAUUCAAAGAAAUCGAAAAGAAGUACAUCGGAGUCUGAUAGUAGUGACGCGGAUAGUUACAUUGAUCAAUUUUUCCUUGAUGUAUCGGAUGAUGAUGAGGAACUAGAGAACACGGAAUGUUCCAGUUUAUCUCACGCAUCGGAUUUUGAAAGUGUAUCUGACGACGAUCUUAGCCUGGAAAAGGAAGAAGGUAACUCAAUGUCUCUGGAAGAGUUAAUGGAUUACUAUGGUAACAAUCGAGACACUAAUAAGAAAAUAUCGAAUGAUGUCGGGAAAAAGAAAAAGGUCAAUAAUGCAACGAAAACGGCUAAUGUAAGUAAGAAGUGUAAUUCUUCCAUCUCAAACGGUUGGGUCGAAGAAGAAAAUGAUGUCACCCUAGAAUAUGAUGAUUCGGAUGGGUUUGUCGAAUCUUCGGAUGAUGAUGAAGAGUUGGAGAAAGAGGUGGUAGAAGGUGAUAACUUUAUCGAGGAAGACGAUAUAUCGUUCGAAAUGGACAACACGUCUGAUGAGGAUGACUAUGAAUGCUCUAUCGACUCUUAUACCGGAGAAAGCGAUUCUGAACUCGACGAAGACGAUUUCUAUUCUUCUGCUAUCGAGGAAAGCGAUUCCGAUUCCGAAGAAGAGGACGGUUUCUAUUUUAACAAUAGUUCGUACGAUAGCGAAGAUGAUGAAUCGUACGUUCCACCGGAAGAUGACGAUUUGUUCAUAAGUCGCGGAACGGCUACGAUAUACGAAAUCGAUGACAAUAAUGUGUCAUUCAACAGUGAUAUCGAUACGGCACAGAUUGUUGAAUUACCCAGUGACAGCGAUGGCAGGGUACUCUCUGCGACGACAAGUUUGACUGGAAGUCAAACGGAGGAUGAAGACAAGAGUAGUUGUCCGGAAUUGGUUCCUAUUUAUGAUCCCGAAGGAAGACUCAUCGAUUGUCCAGAAAUGCUGUCAAAGGCAAAGAGGAAAGAAGAGGAAUCUCCAAAGACCUCAUCUUUCAAACCACCAGCCUCGAAAAUAGAGUCUCCAAUCAAAGAAAAUGUUCCGUCUCCCAACAUUAUGCCUUCCGAACCCUUGGAGGAGAUUGAACUCGCCGAAACAGAAACCUUCGUUUCAGCUCGCAACCUCUGCGAUCUAUCACUCAGUCAGAAUAACUUGAAUCCAGUUGAGGCCACUUGCGAUGCCGAAAUAGAAGAUGAAAUAGAAUACGCAGACACUGCAAAAAGUAGCGCCUACAAGUUCUACGAUGCGAUCGAUAAGCGUAUGUCGUUGCUGGUGCUCAAAGGUCCAUUACAUUUCAGUGGCCACCUUACGAUUCAACCAAUGAUCGGUAGCGUUGAAGUUAUGGGCUACCGGUUGAGACGAGGAGAAUGCAAAAAUGUAUAUGCUGUCCGUGGCUAUCACUGUCUGAAUUUGAAUCCUCAUCCUGAAGAGGAGACGUUCUCUAGUGACAUUAUGGAAGGUAUUCUGACACGCUUAGAGAAGCAUUUUCAAAACAUUGAUUUGAAAGAGCUGGAAGAUACGUUCGAUCCGGCGAACUCGGUACUGAUUCUGCUACAGGCAGGUUGUAACAACAAUAGAAUCUUCGUUGCGGAAAAAUAUCUGCCCCAGGAAACACUCUUCCCAAAGCUGGAGGAUUUGAGAAGAAGUCCCGUCUUUCCCACGGAGUGCUUACUAAACGCCGAAUUCUUUACGGAACAUGUGGACAAACGCACCUCCCUUUAUCAAUGUGAUCCCGCUUGGGAUAAUAUUGAAGUAAAAAGAAACAGCAAAGUAGUGGUGAUGGGUGGAAAAGGCGCCGGAAAAUCGACGCUCUGCCAGUAUCUUAUCAACAAAAACGUCGGCAAAUUUAAAAAGGUAGUUUUAAUCGAUCUCGAUAUUGGUCAACCGCUGCAGUACAUUCCGGAAACAAUCAGUGUUACAAUUAUCAAUAAGCCAUUGCUAGGAGUGGCCACAUUUGAACCGACAGCGCCGAUGAAGGCAUGGCUGUUUGGAAGUCUCGAUGUGGUUUCGUCGCCUAUUUUCUACAUACAAAACGUCCGGCAGCUGAUUCUGUACUGCCAGCAGAACAAAAAUGAAUUGGCUAACAUUCCCUGGAUAGUGAACACAAUGGGCUACGUGACAGGUUUCGGCGAAGAGAUGAUGUCCGCUGUCCUGCAGAUGCUAAACCCCACAGAUGUUGUCCAACUCGUGGCGACGAACAGGCAGUCCGCUAUACCGAACUUCCAGAACGAACUAAGCUCGAGCUUUGUCAACCAGUAUAAUUUCAACAUUCUCAGAAGCGAGGUACAAGAAUUUUCUCAACGCAAAGUUAGCUUCCGACAUCACCAGCUGAAUGUGUGCUAUCCCAGGAAAGGGUUCACGCUGGAUGCUCCCAAACGUCGUAAUUUGAUGCUACUCGCACAUCUAGCGAAUAUCCUGGACGACUGCUCCGCGGAAUGGUUCAACGAAGUGAGACCGUUUUGUGCGCCGCUCAGCAAACUGCAGGUGCUCAUCACCAGGGAGGAUCAAAGCCUCAGCGAAGAUCAGCUACCAUCGGUGCUGAACGCUACGUUGGUUUACCUUUGUCGGAAGACGGAUGGCACAAUGUACGAGUGCUUGGGCAUAGGAAUCGUUCGAGGUGUGGAUAAGAAAAAUAAUGUUUACCUGCUGCAGUCACUCCCUGGCGAAGUGCUAGCCGAAAUGACGGUGCUGGCCAUCUGUAGCAGCAGUUUACCGAAUGCUGUAUUCCUGCAGCAGAGUGCACGGAUCCAGGGAAGUAUUCCUUACGUGUAUAAUGUGGAGUAACGCCAUUAGACUGUGUGUAAUCCUGUAUUUGUGGGAUGAGUGUAUUUAUCCGUAUGUAGGUUGUUUUCCAUUUAUUUGAAGAAAAUUAAAUAUAUUUCAUUAUUGUUAUUUGA